UUUCAAUCACUAUUGUUUGUAGAGGUAAAGGAUUUGGUUUCAAUAUAUUCACAACAGAAAGAUUUUAUAUCUUAGUAUUAAUUAAAGAAUAGAUACAUCAAUAUGAAGCUUAAUAUUGCAUAUCCACCAAACGGUACUCAAAAAUGUAUUGAAAUUGAUGAUGAACAUCGUCUUCGUGUCUUUUACGACAAACGUAUGGGUCAAGAAGUUGAAGGUGAUUCUGUUGGUGAUGAAUUCAAAGGUUAUAUUUUCAAAAUCACCGGUGGUAAUGAUAAACAAGGUUUCCCAAUGAAACAAGGUGUUAUGCAUCACACUCGUGUUCGUUUAUUAUUAUCUGCUGGGCACUCUUGUUAUCGUCCAAGAAGAACUGGUGAACGUAAAAGAAAAUCCGUUAGAGGUUGUAUUGUUGGUUCUGAUUUAGCUGUUUUAUCUUUAGUUAUUGUCAAACAAGGUGACAAAAAUGUUGCCGGUCUUACUGACGUUUCUGUUCCAAAAAGAUUAGGUCCAAAACGUGCCAACAAUAUUAGAAAAUUAUUUGGUUUAAACAAAGAUGAUGAUGUUAGAAAAUUCGUCAUUAGAAGAGAAGUCACCGGCAAAAAUGGAAAAACUUAUACCAAAGCUCCAAAGAUUCAACGUUUAGUUACUCCUCAAACUUUACAAAGAAAACGUCACUUGAAGGCUGCCAAAAUCAGAAAUGCUCAAGCUCAACGUGAUGCUGCCGCUGAAUAUGCUCAAUUAUUGGCUCAAAGAUUACAUGAACGUAAAGCUGCCAAAGCUGAAAUCAGAAAACGUCGUGCUUCUUCUCUUAAGGCUUAAUUUAUUAUAUUUUAAUUAAUACAUAUUUUACAAUUUUGUUUUAAGGAUAUAUUAAAUUGUUCUAUAUUUAUACAUAAUGUCUCCUUUGUAGUGUAACAAAACUUUUUAAUAAAAAGAAAAAAAACAUUUAAAAAAGAGUAAAAUAGCAUGUUCACAUUUAAUAAUGAAAGUUAAAUGAUGCAUUUGUUUCAAGCUUUCAGUUUAGUUAAAAGAUGAAAUUAAUCAUUCUAGGCAUGCUAUCUAACACAAUGCUCAAAAAAAAAAAAUAAAAAGGCAAAAUAAAACAAUAUAGUGAAAAAAUAAUAUAAGUCUAUUAAACAA
Ascoidea rubescens DSM 1968 is the source of this 1137-nucleotide messenger RNA. It is a transcript of the gene RPS6A, whose product is annotated as 40S ribosomal protein eS6. The record is from RefSeq and is a predicted model, not a curated record. Gene Ontology annotation, molecular function: structural constituent of ribosome. NCBI's taxonomy places the organism in Eukaryota, Fungi, Ascomycota, Saccharomycetes, Ascoideales, Ascoideaceae. The coding region runs from base 103 to 816 and encodes 237 amino acids. Gene Ontology annotation, cellular component: ribosome. The transcript is spliced from 2 exons. Gene Ontology annotation, biological process: translation.